AUGCCAGCAGACCCGAAAAUUAUUAUCGAACGUCUCCAGGAGUGGGGAGCCUGCGAUGUUGCGGAUGGUCUCUCGAAGUUCAACUACCCGCAUGGCGGAUUCCUUGAAGGGUUGACCAUGUACUCGCCACAGUUUCAGGCAGGGGAAACCAAGAUCAUCGGCCAGGCCUAUACGGUCAAGUUUGUCCCCAAGUCUGAUGAGACAGCGCCUAAGCUAUCUACCAACUACAUCGACACUGUUCCUGAAAACAGCGUUGUUUUCAUAUCACAGCCUCUGCCACACGUCAAUGCUGUGUAUGGGGGACUUAUGACACUCCGUGCACAAGCUCUCCACGCAGCUGGCGUCGUGAUUGAUGGCCGUGUCCGAGAUUUGGGCGAGCACCGUGCUCUCAACUUUCCGCUCUUCGCUCGAUCAGUCGGGACAACGGCGGGCGGUGCAGCCUGUCGCCCCUCUGAGAUAAAUGUCCCUCUCCGUCUUAACUCUGACAUCCAGGAUGCCUGGGUUCAUCCAGGCGAUUAUAUCAUUGCAGAUCUGAAUGGUGUUGUUGUUCUACCUCAGGACCUGGCGGAGCAGGUCCUUGAUGUCAUUCCGGGAAUUGCCGCGGCCGAUGCCAAAUGUGCUGAAGGUAUCAAAACUGGUCGGAGUGUUCAGGAUGUCUUCAAGGAGUUCCGGGGUCGUUGA
Molecule: messenger RNA, 681 nt
Organism: Aspergillus wentii DTO 134E9
Lineage: Eukaryota; Fungi; Ascomycota; Eurotiomycetes; Eurotiales; Aspergillaceae
Product: RraA family protein
Exons: 4
Coding region: 1-681 (226 amino acids)
Source: RefSeq, a predicted model, not a curated record